CGAGCCUCCCGACCCAGGAGAAAAAGCGCCUCCUGUUUUAUUCUGCGAGACUACAUCCAGUGAGUACUACAGUCUGCGGAUCACAUCAUCGCAUUGCCGCUGCACAACAAGCCAUUGAGGAGCGAACGGAGCGAUACAGAGGGAACAGUGCGCGAGCGUUUAUGUGUGUUAUAUAUUACUGACAAUCACAGUCGAGGAUGUACUCCAACUACUCGGAUUGAUGUCCUGGACAUUAAAGCAGCUUGAUUCUUUUGAGACAAAUCGGGAAUAAAAGGCGAUAAAGUUGCAAACUUUAAAAACAGGGCGUUUAUGCCCUGGUUCUGUUCGGAUGGCAAUACAGACUUUCAGCUCUCAAACCUGAGGUUAUCAUACUCUGCGGUUUCUUUGUAUUAUUUUCACUCAUUCAAGAGGUGGGCGAGGACCAGCGACAGCUCCCACAUCCAGUCCAGUCGGAGCGUUGGGAAGCUUUCGGGCGCACACUUUUAUCCUGGACUGCCGAUAGUGACAAGUGUUGAAGACUCGAGAAAAGAUGCUGGCGUUUUACAUCGCGUUGUGCCUUUUAGGAACAUUGUCUGAAGCAGCCUACUUCUCCCAGCAGCCCCAGGACCAAGUGGUGGUCGCCGGCCAAUCAGUGACCCUGCCCUGUGUGAUCGUGGGAUAUCGAGGCAUGGUGCAAUGGACCAAAGAUGGCCUGGCACUGGGCGGAGAACGAGAUUUACCUGGCUGGACGCGUUAUUCUCUGUUGGGAGACCCGCUAUCAGGCGAGCACAACCUGGUGAUCGAUUCGGCUGAGCUGGGCGAUGAUGCAGUCUACGAGUGUCAAGCCACGCAGGCCGGCCUACGGUCACACCGAGCCAAACUCACAGUGCUGGUGCCACCUUCAGAUCCCAUUGUGGAGGGGGGACCGGUGGUCAAACUGAAAGCUCACACCCCUCAUAACCUGACCUGCCGGGCGUCCGGAGCCAAACCCGCCGCUGAAAUCACCUGGUACCGAGAUGGAGAGAUAAUGCAGGAAGCCAUCUACUUGAAGAGUCUGAUGGAAGACGGCAAGAGAGAAACUGCGGUUAGCCUGUUACCCAUGGUGCCCGAGGAUAGCGAUUCUGGACGUACUUACACCUGCAGGGUCCUAAACCCUGCCACCCCUGCGGGCCGCCAAACUUCGGUUACCAUCAACGUUCAGCAUCCCCCGGCUGUGACUCUGUCUGUUCAGCCUCAAACAGUGAUGGAGGGAGCGAAAGUGUUGUUCAUCUGCUCUGCUUCUGCCAACCCUGAGAUCACAGGUUACAGAUGGUCCAAGGGUGGGAUUCCCAUAUCGGAGGCCAACGGCGACAGCCUGGAGGUUACGGUGGACCACACCUACUUUACAGACCCGGUCUCCUGCGAAGUGUCCAACUCAGUAGGGAGUACAAACGUCAGCACGUUGGUGGAUGUUCAAUUUGGCCCCAGGUUACUGACGGAACCCAAACCCCUGACGGUGGACAUUGGGAUGGAUGCUGCCUUCACUUGCUCGUGGACGGGCAACCCUCCCCUCACACUGGCCUGGACCAAACAAGGCUCCAGUGUGAUGCUCAGCAACAGUAACACCUUGCAGCUGAAAGCAGUGACACAGGAGGAUUCUGGGACGUACACCUGCAAAGCCAUCGUACCUCGUAUCGGUGUGGCAGAGAGGGAUGUAACUCUAACUGUCAACGGCCCUCCCAUCAUCACGGCCGAUGCCACGCAGCAGGCUGUCAAGCAUUCCAAGGGCAAGUUGGAGUGCCUGGUGGGAAGCAGCCCACCCCCUGACAAGAUUGUCUGGACCUUUGGGGACAUGAUGUUGUCAUCUGGUUCUUCUGGUCGUUUCUCAGUGCAGACGGUAAACAGUGACCAUGGAGUCAUCUCCUCGCUUAUCCUCUCCGAGACUUUCGCCCAAGAUUUCCAACUUAAAUACAACUGCACCGCAUGGAACAGAUUUGGUACCGGCACUGCACUGGUCACUCUGGAAGAGGAAGAGGCUCUUCCCCUGCUUAUCAUCAUUGGAGCAUCCGUGGGAGGAGGCUGCGUCUUCAUCGUUUGUGUCAUUACCUUGGUUUCCAUCUGCUGCCGCCACACUGCUAAAGGCAAAAAGGGCACACGUCUGUCUAAGAGUGACAUCCGUGUACAAAUCGUGCACAGCGAUCACAUCGCAGCUCGUGGAAAUGAUGACGAAGAGGACGUGAAGGAGCCUAUGGCGCCAAAUAGCAGCGAGUCUCCAGGAACAUCUCGCACGGAGCACAGUGACCUGCUGGAGGAAGAAGAUGAUGAGAGAUCAGAUGUCAAGGACCCCACCAACGGCUAUUACAACGUGCGGGCCCACGAUGACCGCAACAUCCCCAGAACCGGUUUCUCCGAAUACGCGCCAAAUUCUCGGCCGGUCUACACUCCUUCUCAGCUCCCCUCGCCGAGCCCCUUGUAUGGCCAGCACUCCACUCAGCCUCGGAUGUAUGACUUCUCCCAGCGUUAUAACACGACCCCGGCCCCACGCACCACCUAUGAGCAACAGCAGCCGCAACAACCCCAACAGCAGCAAACUCCCACUGUCUACCCCCAGGAGCCGCUCUACGCUGGCUCCGCCUACCUGCCUGCCACCUACGGCCGCGCCUUCACUAGCUACGUCAAGCCCGCCUCCUACGAGAAGGUUGACGCGUAUGAGCAUUCAGACGAGGCUAGCAAAGUUUCCAGCUCUUCCCGCUUUUCGUACGCAUCUUCACAGGUGUCGCAGCAGUCCGAUUACGGGCGGCCUUCGCAGCAACGCAUGCAGACUCACGUGUGAUAGGCUCCCUAAAAGACCCGCCGUGGGUCUGGCAUGAUCAACGACGCAAGGACUUAGAUCAGACAUUCUUCUGAAUUGGAUUCAGGAGGGAUUAAGCAAAUAUCCGAUUGAGAGGCAGUAAUGCACUGAGAUUUGAGAAACGCGGUCUUUGCUUUUCUUGCUGUCGAAGGGCAACUUGAUGAUGUGCCACUCAAGCUUGAAGAGUCACCUGAUUGUUCAAGCUGCUAAUGUGAAUUUCUUCGUCCAAAUGCUGAACUUCAGGAGAAAUUAACACUGUCCUUCGAUUCUUCUGUGUGACACUUUGUUUUUUCGUAAAAAAUGUUCUAGCACUGACAAUUCCAGACCCUGGAAAGGGCCGUGCUGUGAGAGAAAGGAACGGCUCUCCUGGGCGAACCUUCAUGACACUACGCUAAAACAAUCAAAAUAUUCAUGAAGUACAAAAUGUAAAAAAUACAUGUGUUUGUUGGCAUGCUGAUGGAAUUGUAAGCACAUUUGUGUAUCAAUGACAACAGGUCUUGCCUACAUAACGUGGCUCAAAGGUCAAUCCACGAAGCAGGGGAGCUAAAGGAAGUCGAGCACAUGCGCUCUCGCUAUUUUUCCAGAAGCUCCAUCUUCAGUCUGCACUGCUUUCGGGCUCUCGGGUGAGUAUCUAUGUGAUGCCUCAAUAGACCAGUGCAGGAAACUGGAAUUGGAAUACUUUUCUUAUGGACAAAACCAUAAGAUGCUUUUCUGUCUGUUUAAUGGAAAUGAUUGGCCAACCCCCAAAGAAGAUAUUUAGAAAUUUCGAGGUGUGGACUUUUUUAAGCUAUACUCUCAAGGAUUUGUUGCAGAGUACAGUUCAGAGUGCAGCCCAUUUUGGGACUUUUGGUUUCUUAAAUGAAGCCAUGCAAACCUGAAUUACCACAUGGCCUUGCGGUGUGCAGUAAUACUGUUGUAAUGUUCCUCACGUGACCACUGUAUGUUAUUUAAGACAGAGUGUGCCAAGGUGAUUGUUUUGAUGACAUUGGUGCCACCGUCAGGUAGCACGAACAUGUUUACAUAGAUAUAAAAAAGAUAAACGAACUUGCAAGUGAAAUGCAGUACUAUCUAUAUCCACUUAGAGCCACUCCGACGACUGUAAAAAUUGUUGGGAAAUUCACUCCUGUCUGUUGCAUGCAGAUGUGUGUAUGUGAACGUAUUCAGCAUCUCUUCUCAUCUGUUUGUUCCUUGUGUAAGAAAACCGCUUACUGCACCCUAAUUCAAUUCGAUUUUGGAUACCUGGACAUGCAGGUUUCCAUACUGCCAUUUUCCUUUGAGCCUGAAUGGUCGGCUCCGUUUUGGAAAAAUGAAAAAAGUCAAAUGAAGUGUAUGAUAGGUGAAACAAAACACUGCUUGUCUUUAUUUUUAUAUUUUAUAUAAGCCUUAAUGUACAGCGUGUCAGCUGCUCUAUUGUAAAGUACCUUUAUAUUAUAAACGCAUAUAUCUAUAUCUUUGAGUUGACUUUAUUUGGUUCGCCUUGAUGUUUACCACAUAUGUUACUUAUCAGUUUCGGAGAGCCAGAAGUGAGGUGUUACACAACUAAUUGACUUUUUAUUUCUUCUGUUUCUUUUUUUAAUAAUGUUUCAAUAAUUUUAUUUGCUAAAAAUGAGCUAUUGUUGCUUGUAACUUUGUACACAUAUUUAUAUUUAAAUAAAACCAU
Molecule: messenger RNA, 4469 nt
Organism: Triplophysa rosa
Lineage: Eukaryota; Metazoa; Chordata; Actinopteri; Cypriniformes; Nemacheilidae
Gene: kirrel2
Product: kirre like nephrin family adhesion molecule 3, like
Exons: 15
Coding region: 530-2791 (753 amino acids)
Biological process (GO): cell-cell adhesion
Cellular component (GO): cell-cell junction
Molecular function (GO): cell adhesion molecule binding
Source: RefSeq, a predicted model, not a curated record